CGGGAGCGGCGCGGGGAGCAGCGCGAGGGUGACGCGGGGCGCCGUCUCCAAUGAGCUGCGCGGAGCCCGAGCCCCGGACGACCCGAGCCCGCUGUGCCCCCUCCCACGGCUCACCUGGUGCCAGGUAACAGGUCCGGCCGUGCCCUGCAGACGAUGGCCUUGCCCCCCUGGAGCUAGAGCCUGCCCCUCGGUGCCUGCCCGCCCCCUGCACCCCCGCCAGCAGGAUGCGGCUGUGGAAAGCGGUGGUGGUGACCCUGGCCUUCAUGAGCGUGGACGUCGGCGUGACCACGGCCAUCUACCUCCUCAGCCACCUGGACCGCGACCUGCUGGAAGACAUCCGCCACUUCAACAUCUUCGACUCGGUGCUGGACCUCUGGGCGGCCUGCUUGUACCGCAGCUGCCUGCUGCUGGGCGCCACCAUCGGUGUGGCCACCAACAGCUCCCUGGGGCCCCGGCGGCUGCGGGCCUCCUGGACGGUCAUCAGCCUCGUGUGCCUCUUCGUGGGCAUCUACGCCGUGGUGAAGCUCCUGCUCUUCUCCGAGGUGCGCAAGCCCAUCCGGGACCCCUGGUUCUGGGCCCUGUUUGUGUGGACGUAUCUCUCGCUCGCCGCCUCCUUUCUGCUCUGGUGGCUCCUGUCCACCGUGCGGUCGGACACCGAGGCCCUCGAGCCGGAGGCAGGGGGCGAGGCCGAGGGCUUCCCCGGGGAGGGCCGGGCCCCGGCCGAGCAGGCGUCAGGGGCCACGCUGCAGAAGCUGCUCUCCUACACCAAGCCCGACGCGGCCUUCCUCGUGGCUGCCUCCUUCUUCCUCAUCGUGGCAGCUCUGGAAUUCAGAUUCUCGGUGCUGUGCCAACGAGAAGAAGGAAGCCAGCCCUGGCGUGGGCCAGCCUCUGACAGCCACGCAGCCCGACCCGUCUUCCCAGCUCCGUCCGAGUUCGUGUGCGGAGGGCAUGAACGAGUGUGGGUGGCCCUUCCGCUCUCCCAGCAGCUAGUAAUAGUACCGACAGGAGAGACUUUCCUUCCUUACUACACGGGCCGGGCCAUCGACGGCAUCGUCAUCCAGAAGAGCAUGGAGCAGUUCAGCACGGCCGUCGUUGUCAUGUGUGUGCUGGCUGUCGGCAGCUCAUUUGCCGCAGGUAUUCGGGGCGGCAUUUUUACCCUCAUAUUUGCCAGACUGAACAUUCGCCUUCGAAACUGCCUCUUCCGCUCACUGGUGUCCCAGGAGAUGAGCUUCUUUGACGAGAACCGCACAGGGGACCUCAUCUCCCGCCUCACUUCGGACACCACCAUGGUCAGCGACCUGGUCUCCCAGAACAUCAACGUCUUCCUGCGGAACGCGGUCAAGGUCACCGGCGUUGUGGUCUUCAUGUUCAGCCUCUCGUGGCAGCUCUCGCUGGUCACCUUCACGGGCUUCCCCAUCAUCAUGAUGGUGUCUGACGUCUACGGCAAGUACUACAAGAGGCUCUCCAAAGAGGUCCAGAGUGCCCUGGCCAGAGCCAGCAACACAGCGGAGGAGACCAUCAGCGCCAUGAGGACGGUCCGGAGCUUUGCGAACGAGGAGGAGGAGGCAGAGGUGUACGCGCGGAAGCUGCAGCAGGUGUACAAGCUGAACAGGAAGGAGGCGGCGGCCUACACCUCCUACGUCUGGGGCAGCGGGCUCACGCUGCUGGUGGUCCAGGUCAGCAUCCUCUACUAUGGGGGGCACCUCGUCAUCUCGGGGCAGAUGACCAGCGGCAACCUCAUCUCCUUCAUCAUCUACGAGUUCGUCCUGGGAGACUGUAUGGAGUCGGUGGGCUCCGUCUACAGCGGCCUGAUGCAAGGGGUAGGGGCUGCCGAGAAGGUGUUCGAGUUCAUUGACCGGCAGCCCACCAUGGUGCACGAUGGGAGCUUGGCCCCCGACCACCUGGAGGGGCAGGUGGACUUUGAAAACGUGACCUUCACCUAUCGCACCCGGCCCCACACCCAAGUCCUACAGAAUGUCUCCUUCAGCCUGUCCCCGGGCAAGGUGACUGCCCUCGUGGGGCCCUCGGGCAGCGGGAAGAGUUCCUGUGUCAAUAUCCUGGAGAACUUCUACCCCCUGGAGGGGGGCCGCGUGCUGCUGGACGGGAAGCCCAUCAGUGCCUACGACCACAAGUACCUGCACAGAGUGAUCUCCCUGGUGAGCCAGGAGCCCGUGCUGUUUGCCCGCUCCAUCACAGACAACAUCUCCUACGGCCUGCCCGCCGUGCCCUUCGAGACGGUGGUGGAGGCUGCACAGAGGGCCAACGCCCACGGCUUCAUCAUGGAGCUCCAGGACGGCUACAACACGGAGACCGGGGAGAAGGGUGCCCAGCUGUCAGGCGGCCAGAAGCAGCGGGUGGCCAUGGCCCGGGCCCUGGUGCGGAGCCCACCCGUCCUCGUCCUGGAUGAGGCCACCAGCGCGCUGGACGCAGAGAGCGAGUACCUGAUCCAGCAGGCCAUCCACGGCCCCCUCCAGAGGCACACAGUGCUGGUCAUCGCACACCGGCUGAGCACCGUGGAGCGCGCGCACUGCAUCGUGGUGCUGGACAAGGGCCGCGUGGUGCAACAGGGCACACACCGGCAGCUGCUGGCCCAGGGCGGCCUCUACGCCAGGCUGGUGCAGCGCCAGAUGCUGGGGCUCGAGCCCGCUGCGGACUGUACCCCUGGCCGCCAGGAGCCUCCCGGCGACAGCUGCUGCAAGGCCUGAGCAGUGGCCCCUGCCUCCCCUCAAUCCUCCAAGGGGCAGAGGCCCCGGCGCCUGCCUGGGGGAGGUGUCCACUGGGCCACCACCGCCCCCAGCCACCCUCUGAGCCCAGGCCCAUUCCCCAGAGGGCAACCUGCCGUGUCCUGCCUGUCCCCACUUCUUGCAUCUUGCCCCCCUGUUCCUGCCCUUUCCCCCCGGGGUCCCACAGUCCCCAGGUGCCAGGCACCGUCCCCUCCAGUCUGGGAGGGGGCUUCCAGGGGACAGCAGAGCCGCCUUUUUAAACCCAGAUCUUACCAGGGUUUUUACUGCUUGGUUCGAUGGGUCCCAGCCAACCCCCAGAUGUCGAGAACAUUUUUCUAAUUGGGGUCAUAGCGGGCAAGUUCACUGAGAUGGUCUAGAAACUUCUGAGCCAGGAAUGAGUGACCCUUCCUAAUAGCCUGCAGUUGUCAGGGGAGAACAAAGCCUCUAUCCUUUGGAGGAGGGAAUUCCCAGGGGCAGGAUAAAGGGGAGGGGGCUUUCUGCUUUCCCUUGUCCCAGCUCUGGGAGUCAAGCCAAGGGCUCCAGAAGUUGGGGGAGGGAGGUGGGGGGCGGGCAGUGUCUCCCUGCCAUUGUCCCUGCCUCCCUGCCAAAUCCAAGCCAGUCUCACUGUGAACCACUACAAACCUUAACUGGGGGAGUGAGGGGCUGGCCAGGCCUUGUGGGGCCUCAGGGCACCCCUGGCCCAACACCCAGUGCUUUGCCCACUUGGCCCUGCCUCUCCCUCUCUCUGCUCCUCUCCCCAGCAGGCCCCCCCCCACCCCGUCCACUCCUGCUGCUCUACUGUCCGGAGGCCCUUGGAUGUUUGCAAGAUGCGUUCUCCUCUCUGUUUGGUGGAUGGGACAGUGGCAAAGCACAGGGUCUGGCUUUGCAGGGAGUUGUGAACUGUCAGGAGGAGCUGGUCAAUAAAGUGUACUACCUCUGACCCCUGCCCUCUGCCCUCUGCCCUCUACCUGGGCCGUCUGUCUAUCUGCCCUGCUGCCUGGUUGGGUUUCUCACCUCCCGCCCUGCCUGUUGGAGCUGCAGAGAGGCUUUGGGUGGUCUUGGGCGUCUCCCCAGUAUGGGAACACCCCCUCGGUCUCCUCACACCUCCAGGAUCUCCAGCGUAGAUAUUCACGUCUGUCUGUCUGUCUGUCUGGGGCUUGGCGGCGGGAUAGAGAUAAUCUCUUCCAAAUUCCAGGGACCUCUGCCUCCCAGGAAAGCCCAGGCCCGGGAUGUGCCAGCUUUUCUUUUCCAUCAAGGUUGGGUCACCUCACGCUCAGGCCAGUCCGCAGAGCAGAGAAAUAGCAGACGGUUGGGGGAGCCCCGUCAGAACUGGGGCCAGGGAGACCUUCUGGGGGUUAUUUUCACUUGCUGGAUUCAGGGGAAGUGCAGGGUCCCAAGAAAUGCUUGGGGCAGUGGCUUUUUACCGCCUGGUGGAGAACUAUUUUGACAUUUUUAACUUCUGGUACAAUUAUACGGCAUGUACCAGCUCAAUGUCAACCAUGUCCCCGUUUUCCAGUGGCCAGCUGGGUCCCCUGCCUGCUCUCAGGGCUUCGGCUUGCCUGGAGCAUCUUAUCUCUCUCGGACCCUCAGGCUCCCAUCCCAAAGAAGCCACUUUGAAUCCCGGAAGGGGGUCUCACAAGCUCAGGCCGAGGCUGGGAUUCUAGGAGGGAUCAGAGAGGCACCGGGUACUGUCUAGUCUCACUGAAUCCUUACACCAACCCUCAGACCAGUUUUCUCCCCAUUUUGAGAUUGUUAAUUCAAAGCUCAGAGAGGUUCAUUGAGUGGCCCUAGGUCACAUAGCCAAGACCCCACAAGCUGAAGCCACAAAACUGGGGAACUAAAAUGUGGUGGGGCAUAAUGUUAUCUGGACUCUUCCACUGUGCUUGACCAUUCCGUUAAUAAAUAAGCAAGCAAACAAAGAGAAAGUGCUGUGCAGGCCCAAGAGAAUAUAGAGAUGGGGUAAAUUCAGCCCCGAGGAGAACUGAGGCUGCAAUUCUAGGCUUUUCCCCUCUCUGGGCCUCAAAUUGGACCCCUCCCGUCACACUGGCCACCCAGGUCCGAAAUAAGCCAAGCUCACCCUGGCCUCAGUGCCUCUGCACUGGCCGUUCCUUCAGCCGGAAACACUUUUCCUUCCACUCAUUUAACAGCUGGUUCCUUCUUGUUCUUGGCUCAGCUCAAACCUCUCCUCCUCUUGGACAAGGUCCUCCCUGAUGAGCUGUGGUCCUCCCAGCACUAUCACUCCCUGAAAUGUCCUGGCUGAGUAUUUUUGUCCACCUUUUCCAGCAGCCCCGGGAGUGCAGAGACCUUGUGGGAUUGGUUCAGUGCUAGCACAGUGCCUGGCACGUAGCAGGCACUUACUUUAUAACUCCAGAGGAGAGCGGGGGCCCCUGUGAAAUCCAGCCAGGGUCAGCUCCAGCCCCUUACACACCAGGGAAGCCCCAAGCCCCGCAUGACCUCCAGGACUUUUACAGAUACCGGAGUGGCUUGUAUUCUCCCCAUCACCUCUGCCCCUGAGCUUCAUGUGUCCUGCCUAUGUGAUUUCUGGUCCACAUCAAUCCCAACACAAUCUCAGCCUCUUCUGCCACUUCUACAAGAAUCCUCUCCCACACUGGCUGCUAGCAUUUAUGAGCACUUACUGUGUUCCAGACACAGGGCUAAGCAGUUCGCGUGUGCCACGUCAUCUAAUUCUCAUAAAAACUCUAAACGGUACGUACAGUGCCUUGCCUGUUUUAUAGAUGAGGUAACUGAGGCACAGAGAGGUUAAGUGACUUGCCCAAGACUACCCAGCAAGUAAGGGUUAGAAUUGGGUUUCAUAUCUAGGAAGUGUUUUUGACCCCAGAGUGUGUGUGU
Molecule: messenger RNA, 5573 nt
Organism: Choloepus didactylus (southern two-toed sloth)
Lineage: Eukaryota; Metazoa; Chordata; Mammalia; Pilosa; Megalonychidae
Gene: ABCB9
Product: ATP binding cassette subfamily B member 9
Exons: 13
Coding region: 225-2705 (826 amino acids)
Biological process (GO): peptide transport; transmembrane transport
Cellular component (GO): lysosomal membrane
Molecular function (GO): ABC-type oligopeptide transporter activity; ATP hydrolysis activity; ATP binding
Source: RefSeq, a predicted model, not a curated record